AUGUGCGUAGCCAAUGAGACCUCGCAGUUGAAGAAUCUCUGCAAAAAGAUUGGUGCUUGCCGUCAGGGAGAAGACUGGAGGACGGCGCUGUGGCUUUUGGCGUCUCUUCGUGGCCUGUCACUGCGUGCAAAUGCAAUCCUUCAGAACGCUGCAAUUAACGCUUGUGGGAAGUGCCUUCACUGGCAGAGGGCAGCAUGGCUCCUGUCAGAUGCGCAGUGUCAGGCGUUGCAAUGCGAUGUCAUUUCCUACAACACCAUUGUUCCAUUGGUGGUUUGGCCCUUGGCCUUAGCACUCCUGCACGUCGCGAACCCGGUAAAACUGGAUGUAGUGACCUUCAACUCCUUUCAUGGCUCUAGCUGGCAGAGGGCAGCUCAGAUGUGCCAGGAGAUGUGCCAACGGUCAUUGCAGGCAGAUCUCCUAUCCUACAACUCAGCCAUUCGCGACCUCACUUCCCGCUGGAGCAUGGCACUGGGCUUGGUGGCCCGGUCCGCUGAAGAGACGCUGCAAGCGGAUGUGGUCACUUGCACCUCGUGCCUCUCUAUGUGCCAUCUUUGGUGGGAGCGGAGCUUUGCGAUGCUCCACAGCUGGAGCUCCAGACAUCUCUCAGGAAACUCGAAAACCUACAAUGCUCUCAUUAGUCGAGUCACAAGCAGCAACUGGCUACAAGCACUGGUGGUCUUCAGCGACCUUUUCAGCGGCAGGCUGGUUAGAGCCGAUGUCAUCAGCCACAACGCAGUCAUCACUGGAAGCACCUGGUCCGUCGCUUUGAGCCUGUUCCAGCGAAUGCGGCGAGAUGGGACAAGGCCAAGCGCCAUUUCGGAGAACACCGUGAUCAGCACUUGCGAACGGCAGCAGCUUUGGCAUCAGAGUUUAGCUUUUGGCCUGCCGUUGGGGGGGCCUUGGUGGCAAGCCCUCAGCCGAUUGAAGCUGCGAAACCUACAGGCUGGCGUGGUGGUGGUUGGAGCCGCCGUCAAUGCAUGUGUGACCUCUGGGUGGAGGAGGGCACAAGAGCUGUUGGACCUGCUCCGGCAGCGCUUCAGCGAGCCCAAUGUCAUCAUUCAUAACUCCAUGGUGAGCGCUUGUGAGAAGUCCCACGCUUGGCAGAACGCCUUGCAGAUGGACGACAUAGACCUCCCGGGCUUCAAUGCGGCCAUCAGCGCGUGUGAGAAGGCGGAGGAAUGGCAGCAGAGUUUGCGCCUUCUAUGGAGUUUGCCAAUCUCUGCAGACGUGGUCUCCUGCAAUGCGGCAUUGAGCGCAUGUGAGAAGCGCCAGAAGUGGCAAAUCGCACUUCAGUUGCUCCAAUCCUUUCCCGUCCCUCGGAGCUCCACGUCGUGCAACGCCGCCAUCGCCGCCUGUCAAACCUGCUGGCCUGUGGCUAUGGAGCUGUUGACCAGCUUUUCGUUUUGGCGCCUUCAACGAGACGAGGUCUCCUUUAGCAGUGCGAUCGCUGUGUGUGAAAACUGGCAGCUGGCAUUGUCACUGCUAGUGGAGAUGUUGCAGAAGGCGUUGCAGCCGAACCUUCUCAGCUACAACUCCGUCAUGUUCAGUUGCCUCCGCCAUGGCCAUUGGUCGCAGGCCUUGGAGUUGAUUUCUGCUGCGGAGCUGGCAGAUGUCCAAAUGGAUUCCGCCGCCUAUGGACAUGCCUUGUGGGCAUUUCGACUGGGCUGCUGCUCCCGGGCCGCCGCUGCGGUGAUGUUUGAGAUUGAGCUGGAAGGAUUGACUGCGUUGGCCUCCCUCAGCUUUUGA
Molecule: messenger RNA, 1746 nt
Organism: Durusdinium trenchii
Lineage: Eukaryota; Dinophyceae; Suessiales; Symbiodiniaceae
Source: the annotation of a GenBank genome assembly